AUGGAGCGCCUGCAGAGGGAGCUGUGUGAACUGCAGAGACAACAGAGCCUCUUCCUGUCCCAACGCAGCAUCCGCAAGAGCAGCGAGGAAGAGGAGGCCCCUGGGAAAGGUUCAGGGGAGAUCCCAGGACCAGGUGACCCUAGAGAGGCCCCAGAUGAGGCCCCACUGGAGGCCCUAAGACCAGGAGAGGUCCCAGUUGAGACCCCACUAGAGUUGCCAGGAGAGGCCCCAGUUGAGGCCCCAGGACCAGGACAGGCCUCAGAAGAGGCCCAAGGAGAGGACCCUGGACCAGAAGAGGUCCCAGUUGAGGCCCCACCAGAGUCACCAGGAGAGGCCCCAGUUGAGGCCCCAGGACCAGGACAGGCCUCAGAAGAGGCCCAAGGAGAGGACCCUGGACCAAUAGAGGCCAUUGGAGAGUCCCCAUUAGAGGCUGAAGAAUCCCUGGAUCACACCAUCGAUGAGGAGGAGGCGAACGUAUCCUGUGCCACUCGCAGGCAAGUGGCUCCUGGUGUGUGGGGGCCCGGUGCGUGUGUGGGGGCCCGGUGCGCGUGUGGGCCCCUUCAGACCCUGGAGCAUGAGGUCUCGAACAGCACGCUUCGUGAGUCCGGGAGACACACAGAGAUGAGAGUUCGAAAGAGGAGAAUGACUUUGGACCUCUCCCUGGUUCUCACCCUCACAUCAGUGGUGCUGACCUCACCGGUGUCCUCGGGUCGCACUGGUUCUGCGGCGCUCCAGCACUGGUCUCGUCCCGGAUCGCUGAACGAGUGGGGGGCGUGGGGGGUGUGGUCAGUGUGCUCGCGGAGCUGUGGGGGCGGGGCUUCAGUGCGAGUGCGCACCUGUGUCACCAGGAGCCUAGUCGCCCGUCCCUGCUCAGGAGACUCACGGCAGUACAAGCUCUGCAACACCAAGCCCUGUCCACUAACAGCACUGGACUUCAGAGAGCUUCAGUGUCAGGCCUUUAACCACAGGCCUCUGCUGUCAGGCUCCUCCUUCACCUGGAUGCCCUUCCACAGCGGCUCCAGUCUCUGUGAGCUCAGCUGUUUGGCUGUUGGGCACAAAUUUUAUUUAAACUUUGGAAAAGUUUUAGACGGAACAUCUUGUGGAAAUGACCCGGGAUCAAAGUGUGUCAACGGGCGCUGCCUGGCUGCCGGUUGUGACCUUGUCCUGGGAUCAGGUCUGUCUGAAGACGCCUGUUUGGUCUGUGGAGGACGCAACCAGACCUGUGUGCACCACCAGCAAGAGCACAAGCCUACAGUCCUGGGAUACUCUGAAGUGGCACAGAUUCCUGCAGGAGCCACUAACCUCAGAGUCACAGACAACAGCAGCAACUACAUCGUUUUGCAGAACAGUAAGUCUGAGUCGGUGAUUAAUGGAGACUGGAGCAUCAACGACCCGGGACAGUACAAGGCGGCAGGAAGCACAGCCCUGUACGAGAGAUCACAGCAGUCAGAGAGUCUUCACUUGAGGGGACCCACCACAGAGGACCUUCACCUGCUGGUUUUAUCGACAGACGUUGGCUCUUCUAUCUCAGUUGAAUAUUGGCUUCCUCCAGAGCAGCACUUCCUGUUUCAUGGUCCUAAGAGUCCAUUAGGCCACGCCCCCCGCACAAUCUCCAUCUCUGUGGAGACGUCAGGACCGGGCUCCCGCACAGAGACGUUAGGUAACACUCUACACGCCACAGAGAAGCCCGCAUCAGUCUCCACGGCGAAAACAACCAGAGCCGUCACCGCCCUGCGACCACAGCGCCGCGUCAACCGGCUGUCUAAACAUCAGACGUCGCCACUUCGGCUCAAGACUUGGCCUGAACCAGAUCUCAACCUGGACCAAGUCCUGGACCACAAGCGCUGUAUGCCGUGUCCCAGUGUGAGAGGACGCAGACAGCGACGGCUGCAGUUCUGCUCCAAAGACUUUGUGGUCCGGGCACUGGUGAGGUCGGUCCGGUUACUGGGCUCUGAGACCCGGUUCGAGGUGCAGAUCUUGGAGUCGUACAGAAACCGUUUUCCUCUGUUGCCUCGGGAAUUUGUGUGGGCUCAGGACCAGUGCUGCCCUCUGCUGGUCACAGGCCGACAGUACAUCUUAAUGAUCAGACUCCACGUCAACCAUGAGAACACACUGAACCGCCUCCUAGUGGAGCCCAGCAGCUACUGCACCCUGUACAGGCCCAAGGAGGACGCACAGCUGCGGAGGCUGCAGAGCACGUGUGGAAACAGAGACUGA
Knipowitschia caucasica is the source of this 2217-nucleotide messenger RNA. The record is from the annotation of a GenBank genome assembly. NCBI's taxonomy places the organism in Eukaryota, Metazoa, Chordata, Actinopteri, Gobiiformes, Gobiidae.